Molecule: messenger RNA, 1956 nt
Organism: Octodon degus (degu)
Lineage: Eukaryota; Metazoa; Chordata; Mammalia; Rodentia; Octodontidae
Gene: Tmem80
Product: transmembrane protein 80
Exons: 4
Coding region: 900-1271 (123 amino acids)
Biological process (GO): non-motile cilium assembly
Cellular component (GO): ciliary transition zone
Source: RefSeq, a predicted model, not a curated record
GGAGCGAAGAUGGCGGUAGGGCGCGGCCUAGAGGCUGCCGGGAUCGUGGCGGAUACGGCGCCAAGAUGGCGGCGGCGCGGCCAGGGAGAGGCUCCUCAGUGGUAUCCAGCAUCGGCUGCAUCCUGCACCCUCUGUCGCCCUGGCUCUGGCAUGCCGCCCCUGGGAGCUGAUCACAGCCAGCAGGCAGCUCUCUGCCUUUUCCUUUUUAUGCCCACCCCACUUUUUCCUUACAUUGAGAGAGGCAUACUUUGACAGAUGAGAGAGCUGGUGAAAUUUCCCCCAACCAGGGUGUCUGGGCUCCAUUGCCUACCCGCUGCCCGCAGCUCUGUUACCCUUGUGAGGCCUGUGUCCUAGGGAAGCUCCACUCCCUGCCAAGGACCACCAGGAAAGAAGAUGAAAACAUCACUUUGGGUGGGCAUAGAGUUGAUAGCAUGAAAGUGAAAAGUAUACAAAUUCAGGAAACUACUAGAAGGCAUUUAAACUGCCCCAGGGGUGAGCGAUCUGUUUCCCUGGAGAAUAUGACAGUGCUACUCUUUUUCUAAUUUGUAGGUGGUGCCAGGUAAGGUCACCCAGAACAUCAGGUGGUGGGGCACCUACCAGUCCUCCAGGGCUCUUUGUGCCAACCUUUGCCCUGCUGGAGUUGGAAGAGUCCUGCCUUGUCAUUGCACCCAUCAGAAGCUGGCAUGGUCAUGGAAACCCAGAUAGGGAGCCAGUGUCAGGCCUCCAUAGCUGCCUGCAAGUCCCCAUCUGUCAGAGCCUAAACCAGACCUGUUCAUUCAUGGCCACAGGAUGGGUGGCAGAACUGGCCUGUCUGGCUUAGCUGCCUCAGCAGGUAUACCCCAGGGUGCUGAGUUUGAGGAUCCUUGACCCCUUAGCAGCUCUCCUCAGUUCCUCUUCAAAUGCUGCUUCAUCUCAGUGGGCUAUACUACACCCUGUAUUUUCUGGCCAUAUUCCUGAUGAUCAUAUACAAAAGUCAAGUUUUCAGCUAUCCUAACGACUGCCUGGGCCUGGACCUGAUGCUGCUGUCUCUGAUGGGCAUGCUGGAAGCAGUGAGGCUAUACCUGGGUGCGAAGGGCAACCUGAUGGAGGCCGAAAUGCCCCUGGCUGCUAGCCUGGCCCUCACGGCUGGUGGAGGGCUGCUUUCCAUCCACUUCCUGCUCUGGCAGACCCUGGUGCUGUGGGCAGACUGGGUUCUCAGCGCCACACUCCUGGUGCUGCACAGCCUGGAAGCCGCCCUGCAGGUGGUGGCGAUUGCAUCCUUCAUCAGAUAGUCCCACCCUGCAGGGACCCUCCUCUGCCCUCCAUGGUCAGGCUGGUGUGCCAUGGGUGGUUCAUCUCUGCAGGCAGAAGGAGUGGGCAGAGCAUGCUGAGGGGUGCCCCAGAGGAGCCCACUCAGACCCUGUAGUGCUCCUAGCCUCAGCAGCUGGCCACCAGGACACCGUGAGGACAGAGCCCUUUAGGCAUGCCACUGCCCUGCAGUGGCUCAGUGGCUCUGCCCUGUUACUGGUCCUGAGGAACAGGCCCCCAUGUUUCCACAUUGUCCGAGGAGAGCUGGCAACCCCUGUGUUCCCGUAUGUAUUCUCACACAGUGGUUCUGGCAGCCUGUGCUCCCCAGGCAGUCCGCAUCCUGGUCCUGACACCUUUUUGGCUCUGCUACUAAGCCUGGGCUCCCCACGCAGCACUCUCCAGGACUUCUGUGUGCUGGGAACCCAGGUCCAGCGCAGGUGGAAAGUGGCUUCUGCCUGAAGUUUGAGCCACACUGGACUACAGCAGCCACUGUGUUUGCCACUGAAAAAACUCUCACUUCUGUCUUCUUUCUGAGACUUAACAUAAGCACUACUCCAGUGUGGUGCACAUCUGUGAUCCCAGAUGCCCAGGAGGCUGAGGCAGGCAGAUCACAAGUUCUGUCCCAGCUUGGGCAAUGUAGCUCUUUAAUGAGACCUGUCUCAGACUUUU